Messenger RNA from Paramecium pentaurelia, 1904 nucleotides. The record is from the annotation of a GenBank genome assembly. NCBI's taxonomy places the organism in Eukaryota, Ciliophora, Oligohymenophorea, Peniculida, Parameciidae.
AUGGAAUAAUAUCCCUUCAUUUAAACAUCAAAUACAGAUAAUGAAUCCCUAAUAACAGGUCUAAUAUUUAUUGCACUUACAACCAUUUUAGGAGUAAUUGCAUUUUUGUAAACAUUUUUUGAACAUAAACAUUACAAUUUACUUAGAGAAGCUUCAGUUGCCAUCAUAAUAGGAAUUUUCAUAGGUGUCAUUACUGAGUUUAAAGUUUUAUAGAAUGUUAAAUAUGAAAAUUCAUCUGAAAUAUUUUUUUUUGUUUUGCUACCAAUAAUAGUUUUUAAGGAAGGAUACAAUUUAAAUAAAUAACACUUUAUGAAGAACUUCUUCUAUGUAAUAUUAUAUGGUAUUUUUGGAACUAUUUUCAAUUUUAUCAUUUUGGGAGCAUUAACUUACUCUAUAACAAACUCAAGUAAUAUUUUAGGUUAUUCUAGAAACAUUUUGGGUUCCACCUAAUCCUAAUAACUAAAAUGAUACUUCUAGUAAUUCUACAUAUGCAUAGAUUUUUUAUGCUUCUUGUAUUUCAUCAAAAGAUAGUGCUGUGUCAUUAAGUGUUUUAGAGUUUGAGCAUGCACCUAAAUUACAUAGUAUUAUUUUUGGUGAGCAAAUUUUAAAUGAUGUUGUGGUGUUUGCAAUAAGUAAGACUGUAGAAAAAUUUCAUACAGAAUACAAAGAGGAUGAUUGGGAAUGGUAUAGUGUAUUCAUAUUUAUUGGAUGGAUUCUUGCAAACUUAAUUGUUGGCUUAGUUGUAGGUGUUAUAGUAGGCAGUAUAGCAACAUGGAUUACCAAGGAAUCAAGAUUUUUAUCUGAAUAAUCCUCUGUCGUUACUGCCUUUACUAUAUAUAUAUCAUACUUCUCAUUUUGUGUUUGUGAAGCUAUAGGAUUUUGUGGAGUAUUAGCAGUUCUAAUUUGUGGUAUUAUGUUAUCACAUUACUAAACUUACAAUUUACCCAAAAUUUCUGCUACUUCUUCUAAAAUUACAAUUAAAGCACUUGCUUAUAUUAGUGAAACAGUUAUUUACUUUUAUAUUGGAUAUAUGGUUACCGAAAAUGUCAUAGUUAAAAACUCAAAUGAUUAUGAUCAAAAAGCAUAAGUUUAUUCAUUUCUAUUUCUUCAAUACUUUGUGUUUUCUCCAAUAGCUAGAAUAACAUCUAUGUUGUUAGCUCAUGGUUUUGCAAUUAUGUACUAUCUUUAUAUAUUUCUUUAUUAGUUUACGUUUGAAAACAAAAGGACCAUGGAGAAUCAAUAAGUAUGAAUUUUUUAUCCUUUUUUAUUCUGGAUUAAUUAAAGGGGUUGUAGCUUAUGCAUUAAUUUGUGAAUAGGAAGUAGGAGGGGAGGACUAUUACACAAUUAUCUAAACUACUUCUUUAUAUAUGGUUGUACUUACAACGUUAAUUAAUGGAGGAACUUUGAAAUACAUUUGUGAAUGGGCGUAUAAAUAAAUGGAAAAAGAUUCUUCUGUUUAUUAUUCAAGAGCUUAAUCUGUUUAAUCAUAAGCUAUUAGAUAAACAUUUAUUUAAGAAGAUUUGACUGAUUAUAAAAAACUCAAACAUAAAAGUGAAAAGUUUUUCAAGGGUUUCGAUGAGAAAUACAUCAAACCAUUUCUGAUAUAUAAUUAUAUUGAAAGAAAAGCAGAUAUAAUAAUAGCCAAGAAAUUAGAAAAAAAUAAGAAUAAAUAUGAAAAAGAAUAAGACUUUAAGAUGUAUGAUGAUAGUGUUAGAUAAUAAAGAGAAGAAUUGGAAUUGCAUAAAUAAAAAAGAAACGAUUUAACAUAAAUUGAUUUCGAUCAAUCUGAUUCAGAUGAUGAAUAAGAUUAACCUAAAAAUGGAAAAAAACAUACUCCCCCUUAAGGUGAACUUUCUGAACUUAAACUAAGUAAGUAAAGUAAUGGAGAUUACAAACAUGAUUGA